This is a messenger RNA of Brachypodium distachyon (stiff brome), 2074 nucleotides long. Its product is annotated as IQ domain-containing protein IQM2. The coding region runs from base 147 to 1874 and encodes 575 amino acids. Lineage: Eukaryota; Viridiplantae; Streptophyta; Magnoliopsida; Poales; Poaceae. The record is from RefSeq and is a predicted model, not a curated record. The transcript has 7 exons.
GCUAAUUUGGGUACUUGUUAGUACAGCUCCAACCAAGAAUACAGUACUCCAAUACAGCUCUGAAUCACGCAGCCUGUACCACGCCUGCUAGCUCCCACACAUUCAUUCUCUGUUUUCUUCUCUGCUUUGCGAUCGAUCGAUAUUCGAUGGGCGUGCUCUUCUCGUGCCCGGUGGACGAAGACGGCGACAUCCCGAGCGAAUGCGCCAGCCUCGUCUCCGCGGCCGCGCCGGUCCUCAAGGCCUCGCUCAGCUCCGCCGGCAAGCUCCGGAUCGAGGGCUCCCUCAGCUUCAAGAAGCGCGAACAGCAACAGCAGAGCUCGCCCCAGCUCGAGACCAAGAUCUCUACGGUCAUCCCGUCCAACUCCGGCGCCCCCGCCGCCGCCAUAGCCGCGCCGGUGCCGAUGCCGACGCCGAGGGAGCUCCUGCGGAGGCGGUUCGCGGCGGCGGCCAUGGCGGAGACGGCGGAGGGCCCGAAGCAGCAGCAGCGGCAGGAGGAGGAGGAGGAGGCGGCGGUGAGGGUGCAGAAGGUGUACAAGAGCUUCCGGACGCGGCGGCGGCUGGCGGACUGCGCCGUGCUGGUGGAGCAGAGCUGGUGGGAGCUGCUCGACUUCGCGCUGCUCAGGCGCAGCUCCGUCUCCUUCUUCGACAUCCACAGGCCCGAGUCCGCCGUGUCCAAGUGGGCCCGCGCCGGGACCAGGGCCGCCAAGGUCGGCAAGGGGCUCUCCAAGGACGACAAGGCCCGGAAGCUCGCGCUGCAGCACUGGCUCGAAGCCAUCGACCCGCGGCACCGGUACGGCCAUAACCUGCACUACUACUACGACUGCUGGCUGCGCUGUGAAAGCAAGGAGCCGUUCUUCUACUGGCUCGAUGUCGGAGAAGGCAAGGAGAUCAACCUCGAGGACCGGUGCGCGCGGUCCAAGCUUCUCAGCCAGUGCAUCAAGUAUCUUGGUCCGAAAGAAAGAGAGGACUACGAGGUUGUGAUCCAGGACGGCGAGUUCAUGUACAAGAAUAGCCGGCAGAUCGUCGAUACUUCCGGUGGAUCGAGGGACGCGAAGUGGAUCUUUGUGCUGAGCACUUCCAGGAACCUGUAUGUUGGCCAGAAGAAGAAGGGUACAUUUCAGCAUUCCAGCUUUCUCGCUGGAGGUGCGACAUCUGCCGCCGGUCGACUAGUUGUCGAAGAUGGAAUUCUCAAGGCUAUCUGGCCACACAGCGGGCACUACCGGCCGACAGAGGAGAACUUCCAGGAAUUCCAGAGCUUCCUCAAAGAGAACAAUGUCGAUCUCAGCGACGUCAAGAUGAGCCCAACCGAGGAGGACGAGGAGUUCUGGAGCAGGCUCAGGAGCAUCCCUUUGGACCGGUGCACCGAUGCCGAAAACCCCAAAGAAGAACAAGAAGUUAGUCCUUUUGAAGAAACCAUCAUCUGCCAAGCACCUCAGAUCACUGAAACCACACAUGAAGCGCUCGAAACAUCCCCGAGGCUAGGUUCAUCUGAAGGAGACGCCGAAACACCGACGACCAGUGCGCCUGAAGAUCAUGAGGAAGAAGAGAGUAUUCAGUCAGCUGUGGCAAGGGAGAAUAAGGUCCUGGAGAGGAAGGCGUCGUACCAGCUGCUGGGGAAGCAGCCGUCCUUCAAGUGGACCACGGGCGCCGGGCCCCGGAUCGUGUGCGUCAGGGACUGCCCCCCGGAGCUCCAGCACCGGGCGCUGGAGGAAGUCCACCUGUCACCGAGGAGCGGCGGUGGGAGGGCGGCGUCGCGGUUCGCGUCGCCGCAGAGGGCCGGCGGCGGCGGCGGCCCGAUGUCGAGAGGGUGCGAGCCGCUGACGCCGAGGGCGAGGGAGGCGUUCCGGACGACGCAUCUGCAGCUGAUUUGGUGAGUGAGAUCGCCGUUGAUGUGUUCGGAACACGAUGGAUUUGAGCGAGCUGUUUAAGUUGUUCGUUCGAUUGUGCAUACGGGUAGGAGAAGAAUAAAGGGAGUAAAAGUACUCCUGUGUAGAUCUUGUAGGUCAUGUAUACGUGAUGUUUGCUGGACGGGAUGCAAAGAUGAAUACAAAUUCUUUCAUUUUUGUAGUUUCUA